CGCUCUCCCGGGCCCCUUCUCUCCUAGCUCACUCCGUCAGGUAGCUCUGCAGUCGAGGAGCCCCCGACUCAGCGGCACAGGGAGGACCCCGAAAGCACCUGCGCUUCGGCCUGGGGGCGGCUCUGCGGCUCACGGCCCUGGGAGGAGACUCUCGCGCUCCGGGAGUGGCGCCACCGCGCGACCGUGACGUCCCCGGGUCGGCGCGCAGGCUGGGCCGCGAUGCCCGAGGUGAGCACUGACGAGCUGGACGAGCGACAGGUGCAGCUCUUGGCGGAGAUGUGCAUCCUCAUCGACGAGAACGACCGGAGGAUCGGGGCGGAGACCAAGAAGAACUGCCAUCUGAACGAGAACAUCGAGAGAGGAUUAUUGCAUCGAGCUUUUAGUGUUUUCUUAUUCAACACUGAAAAUAAGCUCCUGCUGCAGCAGAGAUCAGAAGCUAAAAUUACCUUUCCAGGUUGUUUUACUAAUACUUGCUGUAGUCAUCCCUUAAAUAAUCCACGAGAGCUUGAAGAAAGCAAUGCAAUUGGAGUAAGGCGAGCAGCACAGAGGCGUUUAAAGGCUGAAUUGGGAAUUCCCAUGGAAGAGGUUCCUCCAGAAGAAAUUAAUUAUCUAACACGAAUUCAUUACAAGGCUCAAUCUGAUGGUAUCUGGGGAGAACAUGAAAUUGAUUACAUUUUGUUUGUGAAGAAGAACGUGACCUUGAAUCCAGAUCCCAAUGAGAUUAAAAGCUAUUGUUACGUAUCAAAGGAAGAACUAGAAGAACUUCUGGAAAAGGCGGCCCAUGGUGAAAUUAAGAUAACUCCGUGGUUUCAAAUUAUUGCAGAGACUUUUCUCUUUAGGUGGUGGGAUAACUUAAAUUAUUUGAAUCAGUUUGUUGACCAUGAGAAAAUACACAGAAUGUAGAUGUGGAGGUGAAUGAUUACUAAAGUAAUAAGGAAUUUCUCUACUUAGAAAACUUAAGAUGAAUUUUUUAAAAACCUGGUUCCCUGUUAGAACUCUCAUUGGAAAUAUUGAUACUUUACAACCAGAAUUUGUGUGGAAAAGAAUUCUUGAUUUGUGUCAUACAACCCAUAUAUGUUAACUGCAAUUUGUAAAAAAUGAGAUUAUUAUAAAAAAGAGCUAAUAAAUUUAAUCUAUCUAAGCAGAUGGUUAUGACAAAUUU
Messenger RNA from Kogia breviceps (pygmy sperm whale), 1162 nucleotides. The record is from RefSeq and is a predicted model, not a curated record. NCBI's taxonomy places the organism in Eukaryota, Metazoa, Chordata, Mammalia, Artiodactyla, Physeteridae.